Saprolegnia parasitica CBS 223.65 is the source of this 3003-nucleotide messenger RNA. RefSeq lists its product as hypothetical. Gene Ontology annotation, biological process: DNA integration; DNA recombination. The record is from RefSeq and is a predicted model, not a curated record. Gene Ontology annotation, molecular function: DNA binding. NCBI's taxonomy places the organism in Eukaryota, Oomycota, Saprolegniomycetes, Saprolegniales, Saprolegniaceae. The coding region runs from base 1 to 3003 and encodes 1000 amino acids. The transcript has 7 exons.
AUGUUCAAAUGCAUCUACCACUUGCAGCUGCACGCGACGUCAGGCACGGACUUUAUCCGCCAGCACGGUGGCGAUUUCGCGCCCGGUCGGCUGUCGAUCGCGCACCUGCAGAGCAUGGAUCCGCGCGAGUACGGCGCGUGGUGCGUCGCCAAGAAGAUCGACGUCAGCAACAACGGAAGCACGGCCAAGAUGCCCGAAGCCGUACCGUUCGCGGACAUGGCAGGCCUACGCGACGCCUGCUCCAACGUCGGACGGCUCGCGGCCGAUCUAGGCUCGCCAGUGCUUUGCGCAUUUGCUGCCCGACUCGCCUCGUUCAUGCGCGAACUGCCCGACAGUGGGGUGUACGGGAAGGCCCAAGUGACGGUCUUCAGUACGUGGAUCGACGACGCGUGCCGACAGCUCCACGACGAGCUCCGCGCACAGAUGUGUGGCGCGCAGCGCGCCAUCAACGUGAUCAGCGUCACGCACACGCCGCUGCUACGCUUCAACCAACAGCUCUCGGAGCGGGUGAUGGAGUCGCGGAUACUGCAGACAACCAACAAGCGGCAAGAAAGCGACGCGACCGGCACGCAGGCGAAGAAGGCCAAGGCGGGCGCAACUGCCAAAGUCAAGCGCCCGUGGUUUGAGCAUGUCCCGACGCACGACAGGAAGAAGAUUUUCCUCAAGAACCUCACCAAGCGAGGGUGCGUGAGCAACGCAGCAGGAGAGUGCUUCAACCCCAGCAACGUGCACCACGUGCCAGCGAUCAAGUUGCAUCCGCAUGUGCUCCAGCACAUCGAGCGCAUGGGCGGUCUGAAUGAACUGCACAACGCGCUCAAGAAGGCCGACCCCCUCGGGAAGGCAGCGGCGUCCAGCCCCUCGGCCGGACGCAGCCGCGCAGUCACGACGGCGAGCGGUAACCAGAACCAAGAUCACAAGUGGACCGUGAGCCAAGGCGUCGUCGAGCGGGCCGCCGAGGAAGACAACGCGACCACCGGCUCGCUCAUCGGCACACUCCUCCACUACGGAAUAGACCUGCACAACCUGAGGAAGGCGGGUCAAGACACGGAAGGCUACGGCAUAGACAUGGCGCUGGUCGAGGCACUCACGUCGCUCAUGCGGCGAAGCCGUUUGUCGAUCGCCGACAUGGCGCGCAUCGUUCGCGGCGAGUCGCUGCGCGACCCGCGACCAAACAAGGCGGUCGACCUAGCGACCAUCCGGAACCUCUUCGGCGGCUUCGAGCACCACGCGCUCCUCCAGGACAUGUGGACACGCGGCUUCAACCCGGCGUUCGACCAGCACGAGCCCUCCGAGCCCGUCGCGCCUCGUCGUCGCUACGGAGACCGACCCGAGCGCCGCGAGGCCAACCACAAGUCGGUGACCGACAAUCCUGAGGCGCGUCUCCAGCAAGCGUGCAACACCGUCAACAAGGGUACCUCUCGCCUCAACUGCGACGGCAUGCGCGCCGACGCCGAGUUCUUUGCAGUGCUCCUCGGCCGCGGGCGGCUGACCGGCAUCCCUACGACCAUGUUUGCGAACGUGCACCCACCAGACCUGCAUUUGUACAUGGACGCAUCGGACUACGGCUUGGCCGCCCUCGCAAGCCGGCGCAGCACGAGCACUAGUGCGACAGUGGCCGAGGCCGCGUUCUCCAUCAACGACUGGGCAGACCCGGACCGCGCCACACACGUGCGCGUAUGGCUGGACAACACGGCGGCAGUCGCAUGGACAAACUCGCUCAACAGUCCGAACGUGCUCGAGCAACCACCGUGUCGCGCGCUCGGUCUCGCCCUCGCCGAAACCGGCAUACAUAUCUCCGCCAAGCACCUGCCGGGCGCAGAGAACACGAUGGCCGACGCCGGGUCGCGCGAGUGGCAGUCCGAAAGCCACGCUGCAACCUGGUCGCCAUUUGCCGAUUCAUGGACCCGGACGCGCGUGCCGACGCACCUCCGGCACCCGACCACACGAGCCAAGUACGCAGUGAUCUGGAAGCACUACAACGAGUGGUGCACGACGAACGGCCGGCCCGUCUGCUUACCGACCGACCGACUCGUGCAGUCGCGGCAGCUUUUCCCGUUCGCCCGGCAUCUGCACGAGGCACGCAAGAACCGAGAGGCCACCAUCCGUUCCAAGAUCGGCGUGGUCAGCUGGUAUCAUCGCUGCGUCACCGGGUACGGCGUGGGCCUCGACGCCGGACACGCCACAGCUCUCGCCGGACUCGAGCGACUCGAGCCCACCCACCCCGGCCGAGAACCCGUCACAGCCGGCUUCCUCCAAGCUCAGCGAGCCAACAUCAACCUCUACAACGCCAAGGACCGCUCUAUCUGGGGGGCUACGGUCAUGGGCUUCUUCUACUUUAUGCGCUGCUCCGAGUACGCCGCAACGGCAGCGGGCACCCACCUCCGGCUCCGCGACGUGAGCUUUGCGGCAAACACGGGCGCCGUGCCACACAGCUACGCCGACGCAGUCUCGGUCACGAUAUUCUUUCGCUCCUCCAAGACGGAUCAAGCCGGCGCCGGGACCGCACGGACGCUGUACAAGUCGGGCAACCCCGAACUCUGUCCAGUCGGCGCCGCUUGGUUCCUGACACAGAACUGCAAACGCAUCGGCGCCGGCCCUGACGACCCGCUCUGCUGCUUUGCCGACACGAACGAUCGACGACACCACGUCAGCGGCGAGAUGGUAUCCAAGGCUCUCAAGUCCACGGCGCGAAGCCUCGGUCUCGACCCGGAGCGCUACUCGUCACACUCGCUACGCAGCGGCGGGGCAACUGCGCUGUUCCUCGGCGGGGCGACGGACCUCACUGUCCAGCAAUUCGGAUGCUGGAAGUCGGACGCGUACAAGGUCUGCACACGCAUCGACGUCAAGCAGCAGUCCACAUUCGCCGCCAUCAUGAUCAGCUCGCUCGCACCAAGCGCAACUCAGACGGGCACGGGCACGGGCGGUGGAACGAUCCACUACCAUUACCUCUACCACCCACGGGGGACCACCACCUCGCCACGCGAGCGACGCAAUACACUUUGA